ACUAGACUUUAAGUCAACAAACAUGGCCGACGAUGGCGAGAAGGUUGCACGAGAACAAAGAGGUCGCUACCGAGAAUACAUGCGUCAUUCUAAUCCAUACAAAUUUCCAGCGGCAAGAAGACGAAAAGGCAACCUCUAUAAAGCGAAACAAUCAUCAACUGGUACACGAAAUGAUUUAAACAAAUGCGAUGUUGAAGAAAUGAUUCCCGACACGCGACAUGCACAGCCUCUUUGUACUGGCGAUCCUGCUGAAAUAUUCGAAGCAGAAACAAACAGCAUGAUUUUAGGUGAAGACUGCAGCUAUUUUCAAGUGCAAGACAUGGAAGAUUCAAGCACAUUUGGAGUGGAAGAAGAAAAUAAUUCGGGGAUAAGCGGAGACGAAUUUGAACUGUUUGAUUCCGCGGAUACUAACACUUUUGAACAAUUUGUCAAAGACGAGGAUGCUUGCUCGGACAUUUUCAGUGACUGUGAGAACCCUGAUGAAAUAGACACUGAAUGCAUUCCAGAACAUUGUGGAGCAGAAUCAGAUGACAUGCUAUAUUCGGGAGCUCCAAUCACAAGUAACUCAAGUGUUGUGUUGUUGCUAUCUUUCGUGUUUAAGCACAAGCUUACACGUGAAGCAUUCAAUGAUUUGCUUGCAGUAAUAGAGGCUCACUGUCCCCGGCCUAACAACUGCAAGACAACAGUAAACAACCUGUUCCAAUUUCUGAGCAGAGCGAAGGGAAAUGUUGUCAAGGAUUACUUCUGUGGUUUCUGCAAGGCAUAUUAUGGCAAAGAUGUCAAAGGAAACUGUACCAUUUGUGGCAAAAGCAUCCAAAACAACGGUGGAUUCUUCAUUGAAGUGCCUAUUGAAAAUCAGCUACUUAAGUUUUUCUCUGGUAAGUGCAAGACUAAGUAUGUAAUUGUGUUACAGUAUUAAAGUAUUUUCAAAUGCUACUACCACAGUCCAACAGUCGUCAUAAUUUAUAACAUAAUAUCGUUAUUAUUUUCAUUAUCUAUAACAAAAUUCUGGUUCUGGAGAGGCCUAUUUGUCAUGUAAUUGGUGCAUGAUCAGGUUGGUACUGUACAUGUACUGGUAUCCAAUGUCUGCAUACUUCAAAUCGGAUACCUGUAAUUGGACACCUACGUCAUUUGCAGGUCAAUCGACAUCAAUGGACAGUUUUUUGGGUCCGGGGAGGUGGGGAUUUCACACAAAUCAUGUGCAUUCUGAUACAGGGAUUUGAACCUGGAACUGCAAAAAUUAAUGCAUGCCUCUUUUGCAUAUGAGCUGUUACUGAAUACAAUUUAAGCAUAGAUUACAGGGAAA
Messenger RNA from Stylophora pistillata, 1306 nucleotides. RefSeq lists its product as uncharacterized. The record is from RefSeq and is a predicted model, not a curated record. Lineage: Eukaryota; Metazoa; Cnidaria; Anthozoa; Scleractinia; Pocilloporidae.